UUAGGGGAGGGAGGGGGCCACCCACUGCCUCGCGCCCCCGCCCUGCGGGUGUCUCGCGCACGAUCCGUGCGUGUGAGUGUGUGGGUCUGUCUCGCGCCUAAAGUGCGUGCCCGCGCGCUCGCCUGGCGCUCUCCCCCUCCCCUCGCCCCCUCCGGGUCCUCCCACCGCACUCGGCUCCCUCCUUCCCAGCAAACGCCGCCCCUCCCGCUCUCUGGCUCCGGCUCUGGCGCCGCCGCAGCCGUCGCCGCCGGAAAGUUCAGGAGCCCUGGAAAGGACAAGGAAUAAGACGGCAGGAGGAAGAGAGAGAGAGGGUUUUAUGAAAAUUCAGAGUGUUGUUCAAUAGAGCAAAAAAUGUGAUGAGACUUCUGGAAAAGGACCAGGAACACCGUUACAUUUAGAGCGGAGAUCUGGGGUGCUGGUGUUAGAAACAGUCCCCCUUUUUUUUUUGGCUGUGCCAUGUGGCUUGCGGGAUCUUCGUUCCCCGACCAGGGAUUGAACCCGAGCCCUCGGCAGUGAAAGCGCAGAGUCCUGACCACUGGACCGCCAGGAAAUUCCCUAGAACCCCUUUUAAAACUGGUAGAAUGGAAGAAUCUCACUUCAAUUCUAACCCGUACUUCUGGCCUUCCAUCCCCACGGUCUCAGGACAGAUCGAGAACACGAUGUUCAUCAACAAGAUGAAGGAUCAGCUGUUGCCAGAGAAGGGCUGUGGGCUGGCUCCGCCCCACUACCCCACCUUGCUGACAGUGCCUGCCUCGGUGUCCCUGCCCUCGGGCAUCAGCAUGGACACGGAGUCCAAGUCAGACCAGCUGACCCCGCACAGCCAGGCAUCCGUCACCCAGAAUAUCACGGUGGUCCCUGUGCCGUCGACAGGACUGAUGACCGCUGGAGUCUCCUGUUCUCAGAGGUGGAGAAGAGAAGGGAGUCAAUCAAGGGGUCCCGGCUUGGUUAUCACAUCCCCCUCAGGCUCCCUCGUGACCACAGCCUCAUCAGCUCAGACCUUCCCCAUUUCGGCUCCCAUGAUUGUCUCAGCUCUUCCCCCUGGCUCACAAGCCCUGCAGGUGGUCCCUGACCUCUCUAAGAAGGUAGCAUCGACCCUAACAGAGGAAGGAGGCGGCGGCGGCGGUGGCGGUGGCACUGUGGCCGCUAAGCCCCCCCGGGGCCGAAAGAAGAAGCGGAUGCUGGAAUCGGGGCUGCCCGAGAUGAACGACCCUUACGUCCUCUCCCCUGAGGAUGACGAUGACCAUCAGAAAGACGGCAAGACCUACAGGAGCGAAGGGAACUGCGGCACAGGAAAUGGACAGAGCCUUGGGCUCAUGGAUUCAGUUCCCGGCUCCACCACGAACUUGCUGUGUGACCCUGGGUGCCGGAUGUGCUCCCUGACGUUCUACUCGAAGUCGGAGAUGCAGAUCCACUCCAAGUCACACACCGAGACCAAGCCCCACAAGUGCCCGCACUGCUCCAAGACGUUCGCCAACAGCUCCUACCUGGCCCAGCACAUCCGUAUCCACUCGGGGGCCAAGCCCUACAGUUGUAACUUCUGUGAGAAGUCCUUCCGCCAGCUCUCUCACCUCCAGCAGCACACCCGGAUCCACUCCAAGAUGCACACGGAGACCAUCAAGCCCCACAAGUGCCCGCACUGCUCCAAGACCUUCGCCAACACCUCCUACCUGGCCCAGCACCUCCGUAUCCACUCGGGGGCCAAGCCCUACAACUGUUCGUACUGCCAGAAGGCCUUCCGCCAGCUCUCCCACCUCCAGCAGCACACACGAAUCCACACCGGGGAUAGGCCGUACAAAUGUGCACACCCGGGCUGCGAGAAAGCCUUCACACAGCUCUCCAACCUGCAGUCCCACAGGCGGCAGCACAACAAAGAUAAACCCUUCAAGUGCCACAACUGUCACCGGGCGUACACAGACGCAACCUCGCUGGAGGUGCACCUGUCCACGCACACAGUGAAGCAUGCCAAGGUGUACACCUGCACCAUCUGCAGCCGGGCGUACACGUCGGAGACGUACCUGAUGAAGCACAUGCGCAAACACAACCCUCCUGAUCUCCAGCAGCAGGUGCAGGCGGCGGCGGCGGCGGCGGCGGUGGCCCAGGCCCAGGCCCAGGCUCAAGCCCAGGCCCAAGCGCAGGCUCAAGCUCAAGCUCAAGCCCAGGCCCAGGCCCAGGCCUCCCAGGCUUCGCAGCAGCCACAGCAGCAGCCGCCACAGCCUCCGCACUUCCAGUCCCCGGGGGCGGCCCCCCAGGGCGGGGGUGGCGGGGACAGCAACCCCAAUCCCCCGCCCCAGUGCUCCUUCGACCUGACCCCCUAUAAGACGGCAGAGCACCACAAGGACAUCUGCCUCACCGUCACCACCAGCACCAUCCAGGUAGAGCACCUGGCCAGCUCGUAGAGACCUGUGCUGCCGUCCCCCGGGGAGAGGGGAAAGAGGCUCUGGUCCCUUCUUUCUCCAGCUCCUCUUGGUGGGAAAAGUCCUCUUCUUCCUUGACAGGCCACGGCUCCAUCUCCUUGGGCCUCAGGCAUGGCCUUCUCUCACAGGAUACCAUCCUUAUUGUCUCAGCUCCUCUUCCGAAGGAACGUCAGCCCUCCUGAAUGGCAGAGGAGUACUGAGCUGGCCGCAUAAUCCAGCAGCCUCCCGCCUAAGCGUAGCUUUUAACAUUGGGGGUUGGUGCUCAGGGGAGGGGUUUGCUAUGACCUCAUAGAGACUUUUCCAGCGUGGGCACUUACUCUCUCCUCACCCUCGUAAUCCUCCAAGCUCGGGCUGACAGAGGACUAGAGGCUGGCACUCCCAGACGUCAGAGGAGGGAGCCCUAAAUGCAAGCAGCCUCCUGUUCUGUUCUUGCCUGCGAAAGAACAGAGGUUCCUCCCGUGCCCCUGUCCCUGGGAGCCGUUUUCUUCCCCUCAUGAUCUCACCUCACUUCCUACCUGAUGCUGGAGGGAGGUCUGGGGCGGGUCAGACCCCCUUUAUUUGUAAAGGGGCGAGGGCCGAGAUGUGGUCCCCAAGGGGCCGGAGAUCCCCAAAAUGGCCGACGGUGGCUUAGAAGUGUGGGUUAUGGUUUUCCUUGGAGCCUCUCCCCCUCUCUGCCAGCCGAGGCCCUGUGCUCAGUCUCCCCGUCCCCACCCUAAGGAGCUGCGGGUUCUUUAUGAAACCCCACAAUAAGGGGGCUGCAGAGAAGGGAGAGUUCGGGGCAGAGGCAAGGACUGGACUUAGCUCCCUAGGUGCCACGGUCAGUUGCCGGACACGGAUUUAUAUAUAAAUAUAUAUAUAUAAAUAUAUAUAUACCCACUCAUCACGGCCAUCUUUGUUGUAACCAUUUCUGUGUUUAUAAAUGCAUUAUCUCUGAGAA
This is a messenger RNA of Balaenoptera ricei (Rice's whale), 3351 nucleotides long. It is a transcript of the gene ZNF384, whose product is annotated as zinc finger protein 384. The record is from RefSeq and is a predicted model, not a curated record. Gene Ontology annotation, cellular component: nucleus. Gene Ontology annotation, biological process: regulation of transcription by RNA polymerase II. Gene Ontology annotation, molecular function: DNA-binding transcription activator activity, RNA polymerase II-specific; RNA polymerase II cis-regulatory region sequence-specific DNA binding. The transcript is spliced from 14 exons. Bases 582 to 2396 code for a protein of 604 amino acids. Lineage: Eukaryota; Metazoa; Chordata; Mammalia; Artiodactyla; Balaenopteridae.